UCAUUGUCAGAGAGAGAGAGAGAGAGGGGGGGGGAGAGAGAGAGCGAGGUGUGCCCAGGCAGACUGACUGAAGAGCGCGUGUGUGGAACUAGGAUGAGUAAAUGCACCGGGCGGCUUAGCUGUUGAUACAGCCAGAGAGAGAGAGAGAGAGAGAGAGAGGGAGUGUGUGCACGAAAGUGGGAGAGAGCACACGCAAGCGAGAGAGAGCGAGAGAGGGCGAGAGAGAAGAAGUGAAAGGGAGGAAAAAAGGGGAAGAAAGAAGCAGAGAAGAGAAAAGGGAGGAUACAACAACUGCAACCAUGCUGUGCUGCAUAAGAAGAACCAAACCGGUGGAGAAGAAUGAGGAUGCGGACCAGAAGAUUGAACAGGAUGGGACCCCCAACAAACCCGAGGACAAGGCCCACAAGGCUGCCACGAAAAUACAGGCCAGCUUCCGUGGACACAUAACUCGGAAAAAGAUGAAAGACGGAGAUGAAGAGAAGGAGGGAGAUAGCCCUGCUGCUGCCGAGGAGGCGACAGACGGAGGGGAGGAGGCUAAGAAAGCGGAGGGAGAGGAGGCACCCGCAAAGGGGGAGGAAGCUGCGGGAGAGAAGGCCAAGAAGAAGGAGGAGGAGACGAGCCAAGCCAAAAGCCCCGUGGCAGACAAGCCGGCCAACUCUCCGGCAGCUGCCGCGGCCUCUCCCGUAGGCGCCGCCCCGGCCGCGGCUCCCGCUGCGGCCUCCCCCGUGGUCGCCGCGGCGCCCGCCGAGCCCCCGAAAGAGGAGCCAAAGGCGGAGGAGAAAGUCGAGGAGAAGCCCAAAGAGGUGGAGGCCCCGGCGGCGGCGGCGGCGGCAGCGGCAGCUAAGAGUCCCACCGCAGCCACAGCUGAGGAGAAGAAGAAGAAGGAGGAGGAGGAGAGCGAAGAGAAGAAGGAGCCCCGACAAGCCGACGUGCCUGCCGCUGUCAGCCCGACAGCCGAGAAGGAGGAGCCUAACCAAACAAAAGAUAAACAAGAUGCCGCGGAGGAGUCUAAAGCGGAGGAGGCCGCUCCGGCAGAUGCGGCGGCCGAGGGCACCGAGUCCAAGGACGACUAAUGAGGCAUCGGUCCGACCUUAAGAAGAAGCAGAAUUAAGAGUAUGACGAAUAUCACAAAAAUCUAAAAAAGGUUGCUCUCGGGCCUUCGCCACAGGAAGGCCGCCCGUUUCUGUUUGUUUGUCAUUUUUUGUGUGGCAAUGAUUUACUCGUGUUGGGGGAGUUUCCAGCGUUACGUUUUGUGGCUCAAGCUAAUACUGCGAGGAAGUGAUGAUGAUGAUGAUGAUGGUGGUGGUUAUGAAAAAUAGGAACAUUUUUCUCUCCACGAUGAAGAUGUUGAUGGUUGUUGAUUAAUAAAAAUGAUUGUUACCCUGAUUAUGAUGAUGAUGAGGAGGAGGAGGAGGAUUGGAUUUGAUCUCCACUCUCUAAUGUAAGUGGAUCAGUGGUGGAAUGAAGGCUCCCAACUGGAUAUUUUACACAUUUAAAAUGCAUUGUGAAUGCGCCACACUUAUAUAUGCAUUUCAAUGCACUUUAUCUAAACACACUUUGCAAAUGAAAUCUGUGCACACACACACACACACACAAACAACAGGCCGUUUUUUGAAGAUGCAACUCCAGGCGACACGGCGGCUGGAGGAAAGAAUGUACGAUUAAAACGUGUGACACUUCCAGUUGGGCAGCUUCAUCCUGCACACACAACCCCCCCAUAGGACAGGACUAUGAUCCCCCCCCUCCUCUAUUAUGCUCGAGUCCCUCCAGCUCGGGUUUACGCCCCUUUGACAAACAUUUACUGUAAAGGACCUUUUUGCCAUUUAAAUGACAUACGCAUAUAAUAAACUACAGGUGUCAGCUAUAGUUUUGGGUGUAACUGGCUCCAACAUCACUUUUUGUGUUCUGACAACCAAACGCUGGAAGAGUAGCAUGAACCAUCGAACCAGAUGCAUGAUGGGAACUCUCCCUCUGAGAGGAACUCUUUCGCAGUCACAAAAACUUAAGAGGUGUGGCGGCUUCUUUUUUGAUGUCUUUGGUGUUGUUAUGACAGUUUAUAUGAAUUGGAAAAAUACGGAUUAUUAAACAAAAAAAAUGCACUGAUGUUACGCAAAAAAAAAAGGAGAAAAAAAAGGAAAAAGAAAAAUCAAACAAACGCGAAAAGAAAAAGUUACUUUUCACAUGUUCCAGUGAGUGCAAUGUCCAGUUUCAACCUUAUCCAGGAGUUCAAACUUGUGAGAAAAAAGUAUGAAAAAAUAAAGAUGGUUUCAAUGUCUGUUUUCAAAAUAAAGCAAAUGUGCCAAUUACCACCAUAAA
This is a messenger RNA of Pungitius pungitius (ninespine stickleback), 2316 nucleotides long. It is a transcript of the gene gap43, whose product is annotated as growth associated protein 43. The transcript has 3 exons. Gene Ontology annotation, biological process: regulation of growth. NCBI's taxonomy places the organism in Eukaryota, Metazoa, Chordata, Actinopteri, Perciformes, Gasterosteidae. The record is from RefSeq and is a predicted model, not a curated record. Gene Ontology annotation, molecular function: protein binding. Bases 300 to 1073 code for a protein of 257 amino acids.